This is a messenger RNA of Anopheles arabiensis, 1728 nucleotides long. Its product is annotated as zinc finger and BTB domain-containing protein 17-like. NCBI's taxonomy places the organism in Eukaryota, Metazoa, Arthropoda, Insecta, Diptera, Culicidae. The transcript is spliced from 3 exons. Gene Ontology annotation, cellular component: nucleus. Gene Ontology annotation, biological process: regulation of transcription by RNA polymerase II. The coding region runs from base 96 to 1592 and encodes 498 amino acids. Gene Ontology annotation, molecular function: zinc ion binding; RNA polymerase II cis-regulatory region sequence-specific DNA binding; DNA-binding transcription factor activity. The record is from RefSeq and is a predicted model, not a curated record.
UCAGACUGGUUUGUAAACAAAAGACUUCUAUCCAGCGCAGAAGAGAAGAGCGUUUUCCCCCGUUUUUUUCGUACGAAAACGGCACAUAUUUUACGAUGAGUCUUCAGUGUCGUGUUUGUUUGGACGCGCUGAGCAAUGCUUACUAUCUGUUCGAGGAGACCGGUGGCAUCACACUGGCCGAAAUUAUACAAUUCUGCGCCCAGGUUCAGAUUGCCGAAGAUGAUGGACUGCCAACGUUUAUCUGCCCAGCAUGCUGUGAAGAUGCCCAGCAAGCCUUUGCAUUUAUCCAGAAGGCUCGCCAAUCGGACGAAGAACUACGAGCGUCAAGAAGCAUUACCCAGCAGUCCUUACAGGUCGAUCCCGAAAGUGUGGCAGAAUCGAACGUGGAGAUGCAAGAGUUGGUGGUGGAAUUGCUAAUGGAUUCCGAUGAAAUCCACAACCAACUGCAUCCGGUCGAGUCGCUGGAAGAACACUUUGAUCUGACCAGUGACACAGAGUGUGCCCUUGAUCUGACCAGUGAGCAGAGUGAGGAAAACUUGCCAGAUUUGGAAAUUGUUUCUGCUCUCGCGGACCAGGAUGAGGAAGGGGUCAGCUUAGCGACAAACAACGGCAAUGGUCCGUGCUAUUACUGUUGCCACGAGGACUGUCUGCUAACGUUUCACACAAAGGAGGCGCUGAAACGUCACGCCGGUUUAAACCAUCCAACCGAACAGCACAGUGCGCCGAACGUUGUGCAGCAUCGUUGUGAUAAUUGUGAUCGUGGAUUUGCCAGCGCGGAGGAUCAACGCAUACACCAGACGGCUUUCCACCUCAAACGGACCAUAGUGAGUUCGUCCUGCAAGGGACGUCCAAACACACGCUUUUCCCUGUUCACGGCGACGGAAAAGAAGUGUUGCGAUUGUUUCGCCUCCUUCCCCACGCUAGAGGCACUGCUAAAGCAUGCUGUUCAGCAGCACUCCAUUCGGAAAGCGGUGCACGAUCCCACGCGGCCAGUGCGGUGCGAGGUGUGCUUCAAACUGUUCCGCUGCCGUACGAAGCGUAACUAUCACCAGAGCAUACCGUACAAACCGCUCCGGUACCGGUGUGGCACGUGUGACGCUUGCUUUCGAACCUCCGCACAGCUUGAAACGCACGAAAUCGAACAGCACAGCACGGAACAGAAGUACGUGUGCGGGAAGUGUGGCGCUUGCUUCAAGAGCGCCCAAAACCUUAAGAUGCACACACUGUUGCACGAGGAGAAGCGCGAAGUUUGCAAGACGUGCGGGGUACGGUUUCACCGGAAGUCGAACCUGCGCAUCCACGAGCGCGUCCACUCCAACACGUACUACGCGGUGUGUCCACACUGUGACAAGAAGUACAAAACUCAGUCGCAGCUGAAGCAACACCUGAAGGUGCACACGCAGGAACGAUCGCUCGGCUGCCGGUACUGUGCGAAGCGGUUCAUGUACACCAGCGAUCGGAAGCGGCACGAGAUGACGCACACGGGCGAGUAUCCGUUCGUGUGUGGCGGUUGCUCGAGAAAGUUCAGUCGCAAUAGGCUGUACACGCAGCAUGUCGCCGUGUGCAAAGCUGCAGCAAAAGACGAAGCAUAGUGGAGGGAGGUGUACCUAAUGAACCCAGAACCGUGCCAAUAUUGGCUUGCUUUUCAGACCAACACAAUCCAUCUGUAGUUGUACCGAUUUUCGAAUAGUGUACCGAUUUAUAGACAUAGAAGAACGGAAAUGCCCA